This is a messenger RNA of Anopheles coustani, 1353 nucleotides long. Its product is annotated as cytosol aminopeptidase-like. Bases 1 to 1353 code for a protein of 450 amino acids. Gene Ontology annotation, cellular component: cytoplasm. The transcript is spliced from 4 exons. Gene Ontology annotation, molecular function: metalloaminopeptidase activity; manganese ion binding. The record is from RefSeq and is a predicted model, not a curated record. NCBI's taxonomy places the organism in Eukaryota, Metazoa, Arthropoda, Insecta, Diptera, Culicidae. Gene Ontology annotation, biological process: proteolysis.
AUGUGUCCCUUUGUGGUCUGCGGUCCGAUCAAAGCAGGCCAAACGCGCGUCUUCUGGGACCUGGGUAAAUACCCGGCGGUUGCCGUUGCCGGUCUAGGCGAUGCCAGCAAAUGGGACGAGCUGGACGAGAUCGAUGGAGCGAAGGAAAAUGUUCGCGUGGCAACGGCCGCCGCCGUGCGCGCCCUUUCGUCGAACAAGAUCGGCCAAAUCGUGGUAGAAGACAUGGAGCGCCAUGCGCAGCAAGCAGCUGAAGGUGCUACCCUGGCUAACUACAAGUUCCAGGUGUUCAAGAGCAAGGAAAAACAGACUCCACUGCCGGCGGUACACUUUGCCGACGACGCCACCGGGAAGGAUGACUGGGAGCGUGGUGUUAUCAUUGCCGAGGCGCAAAAUUGGGCCCGUUUGCUAAUGGAAACCCCGGCCAACCACAUGACGCCGGCGAUUUUCGCCGCAAACGUCAGCGAACGGUUGAGUGCGGCCGGCGUCGAGGUGCUCGUUCACGACGAAGCCUGGGCCAAGGAGAAGAAGAUGGGUUCGUUCCUGUCGGUCACGAACGGAUCGGCCGAACCGGCCCGCUUUCUCGAGCUUACCUAUCGAGGCUCGCCGGACGAUCGGUGCGUGGCGCUGGUCGGCAAGGGCAUCACUUUCGACUCCGGUGGUAUCAGCCUGAAACCGUCGGCCAACAUGGAUCAGAUGCGCGCCGAUAUGGGUGGGGCGGCCAACGUUGUAUCGACCAUCUUAGCGCUGGCCCAACUGAAGGCACCGGUGCACGUGAAGGGUUUUGUGCCGCUGUGUGAAAAUAUGCCAAGCGGAACGGCAACCAAACCGGGAGACGUGGUGUUUGCCAUGAAUGGCAAAAGCAUCUGCGUGGACAACACCGAUGCCGAAGGUCGGCUGGUGCUAGCCGAUGCACUUUGCUACGCGUCUAGCUUCAAUCCAAAGUUCAUCCUAGACAUUGCAACGCUCACCGGUGCGAUCAAGGUGGCCCUGGGCGAUUGCGUUUCGGGCGUGUUCUCCAACAGCAACGCGUUGUGGAACGUGAUCCACGAGGCCGGCUCCCAGACGGGUGACCGCGUGUGGCGUAUGCCAUUGUUUAAGCACUACAGCGAGCAGAUGUGCGACCAUAACGGGUACGAUUUGAACAAUCUUGGCAAAGGAAAGGGCGGUGGCUCCUGCACGGCGGCCGCGUUUCUGCGCGAGUUCGUACCGAAGGGCACCCCCUGGUUGCACGUGGACAUUGCCGGCGUGAUGGGCGACUGCAGCGACCAAAGCUACACGGGUGCGAAGGGUAUGACCGGACGCCCGAUGCGUACACUUGUCGAGUUCGUUACCAAGGCAAGCAAAACCGUCUAA